Necator americanus (New World hookworm) is the source of this 228-nucleotide messenger RNA. RefSeq lists its product as uncharacterized. The record is from RefSeq and is a predicted model, not a curated record. The coding region runs from base 1 to 228 and encodes 75 amino acids. The transcript has 3 exons. Lineage: Eukaryota; Metazoa; Nematoda; Chromadorea; Rhabditida; Ancylostomatidae.
AUGUCGAUGAAGAGGAAGAGCUUUUUCGUCAAACUGAUGAAGUUGGUCGGCAAAGGAAAUCAAGUACAAUCGUCAAAACUGUGUUUGGCACAAAUUUAUGAGGAGAGAAAAAAGCAGCGACAGAGGUCAUCUCUCUCCUCACAUCUAAGUCAUAUUGAACCAAUGCCGACAAUUCUUGAGGAGGAUGAGUCUCCGUUCACCACCUAUGAGGAGUACUCACGAAUUUAG